AUGCAUGAACAUUUCUUCGUCCGGCGCUUCUGUACAAGAGCCCCCCAGAGGCAAGCCGCUGCCCUCCGUCCUCACACGAUGCCUCGCUACCCGAAUUUGACAGUGGGGGGCCUGUUGAGAUUCUGUGACUAUACUGGCACGGUCUCAUUCGCCAGCUCGGGUGCUCUGGUGGCAGGAGCGGCUGGAAUGGACAUCGUCGGAUGUAUUGCAGUGGGCACAAUAACCGCUAUAGGCGGCGGGACCAUCAGAGACGUUAUCCUGAGGCGCCAGCGAGCGUUUUGGCUGGACGAGCACGAAUACUUGUGGAUGUCGCUGGUAGCAGCGGCUUUGACCUACAGCCAGUAUCGUCGGCUCAGGUCCGAGUCUAGUCGCGAGGUGUUCUCGACCAUCCUAGACUGGACGGACCACAUUGGCGUUGCUGCGUUCUCUGUUAUUGGCAGCAUGAAUGCCAUCAGAGCGUUGGGUGGAGUCCGACUCGCCAUCGUGCCACACUGUGUCAUCGCGGGGGUCAUGACUGCUACGUUCGGGGGCGCGGUUCGCGAUGUUGUUACCGGCCGACCAGUGAGGAUCUUCCACAAUAAGCAGAGCUUGUACGCCGUAUCAUCAGCAGUUACAAGUCUCACCUACAUUCUGUUGAGCCUCUAUUCAACAGGACCUCUGGCAAUCACUACCAGCGAUCACGACGCUCACCAACUCUGCAGUGAGUUCUACGAUGCAAGCGAAGCUCGGACACGAAAGAAUCUGAAUGACCGAGGAUUAGAGCAUCACGAUUCUACCGAGAUGUUUAUAUUCACCAUCAACUUCGAUGAUGGCAAAUGA
Molecule: messenger RNA, 819 nt
Organism: Perkinsus marinus ATCC 50983
Lineage: Eukaryota; Perkinsozoa; Perkinsida; Perkinsidae
Exons: 6
Coding region: 1-819 (272 amino acids)
Cellular component (GO): plasma membrane
Source: RefSeq, a predicted model, not a curated record